GAAGGGAAAUCUGGUAUUCUUCAAGGUGGCCUGAUAUGAAGAAGUCCCAUCUCCAGCCUCUUCAAGGUGCGCUGAGGCUGCCUUGUCCUUCAAGUGCAGGAGCUGGUUGCAGUAUCAGGAAUGGAAGCUAAUGUGACUAUCCCAAUCUGGCAGAACAAGCCACAUGGAGCUGCUCGAAGUGUAGUGAGAAGAAUUGGGACCAAUCUACCCCUGAAGCCAUGUCCCCGGGCAUCCUUUGAAACCCUGCCUAACAUCUCUGACCUGUGUUUGAGAGAUGUGCCCCCAGUCCCUACUCUGGCUGACAUUGCCUGGAUUGCUGCAGAUGAAGAGGAGACAUAUGCCCGGGUCAGGAGUGAUACACGCCCCCUGAGGCAUACCUGGAAGCCCAGCCCUCUGAUUGUCAUGCAACGCAAUGCCUCAGUGCCCAACCUGCGAGGGUCUGAGGAGAGACUUCUGGCCCUAAAGAAGCCAGCCUUGCCAGCCUUAAGCCGUACCACUGAGCUGCAGGAUGAGCUGAGCCACUUGCGCAGCCAGAUUGCCAAGAUAGUGGCAGCUGAUGCAGCCUCGACUUCAUUAACGCCAGAUUUCUUAUCUCCAGGAAGUUCAAAUGUCUCUUCUCCCUUACCUUGUUUUGGAUCCUCAUUCCACUCUACAACUUCCUUUGUCAUUAGUGACAUCACCGAGGAGACUGAGGUAGAGGUCCCUGAGCUUCCAUCAGUCCCCCUGCUUUGUUCUGCCAGCCCCGAGUGUUGUAAACCAGAACACAAAGCUACCUACAGUUCAUCAGAAGAGGAUGACUGCAUCUCUCUAUCCAAGGCCAGCAGCUUUGCAGACAUGAUGGGUAUCCUGAAAGACUUUCACCGGAUAAAACAGAGCCAAGAUCUGACCCGGAGUUUAAUGAAGGAAGAAGACCCUGCCGUGCUUAUCUCUGAGGUUUUAAGGAGGAAGUUCGCUCUAAAGGAAGAAGAUAUCAGUAGAAAAGGAAACUGACAGCAAUCCACCCUGCAAACUCAGUCUCAUGCUCCUGGAAUUCUUCAAUAGCUGCCUUCCUCACCGCAGGUGUUUCUGCCUCUCAGUUACGAAUAUUCUACAACAGUCUUGCUGAAAAGCUGAUGCUUGGAAAGAGAAGGAGCGGGAUUAUGUGUUUCCCAUACUUCAGACCUUAGCAGAAGCUAAGACCUGUGGUUUGAGCUGAGACAUUUGUUACAGGAAAUUGUGUAGGGCGGCUUAGUUUAUGGGAUAAGAUAGAUGUUUCUUGUAUUCUCUUGCCCCUGUGUGAAAAUAAGUCCUAAAUGAAUGACUGACUUCACUGCAUUAGAUCCCAUAAUUUGUCUCACCAAACACUUUGCCCAGCUGUCACUCACUCAGCAGCCUCCUUGUAGCAGAGCAGGGCUUUAGGGAAGGGGCUGUGUAUAUGUACGUGUUCACAAGGCAGGGAAGAUCUUAUGCUGCUCCAUCAUAAACCUACAGCAGUGUCCAGCUGUCACCUUUCCCUGUCUAGUUGUAGAGGUUGGGCCACCAGCCAGUAGUUGGGCUGCUACUGGGAGGCCUGGGUGGUUUUUUUCUGAAGCAUAUUUUAUAAUACUGUACAACCAAAUCUACCCUCCAAGGCCCUGGAGCCUCAUCAGUUCCACUGAUAAAAACUUUUUCCCAUGGACUUUUAAGUCCAAUAGGAGAGAAACAGGGAGGGGAAAGAACACGCCAUCCUUCUUCCAGGCCCUGGACUGACUUCUCCUCUGGGUGGGGCCAAGGUUUGCACCUACUGCAUCAUGCAUGACUCACAUGCCCUCGGUGGGCCCUUUCUCUGCGGUAUUGUAUACUGUGUGUGUUUGGGUUGAAAUACUACCUGGCAUUAAAUGAAGGAUUUGGAGAAA
Molecule: messenger RNA, 1874 nt
Organism: Fukomys damarensis (Damara mole-rat)
Lineage: Eukaryota; Metazoa; Chordata; Mammalia; Rodentia; Bathyergidae
Gene: Mtfr1l
Product: mitochondrial fission regulator 1 like
Exons: 6
Coding region: 121-990 (289 amino acids)
Biological process (GO): mitochondrial fission; aerobic respiration
Cellular component (GO): mitochondrion
Source: RefSeq, a predicted model, not a curated record